Cydia amplana is the source of this 1235-nucleotide messenger RNA. RefSeq lists its product as uncharacterized. The transcript is spliced from 7 exons. The record is from RefSeq and is a predicted model, not a curated record. Bases 150 to 1196 code for a protein of 348 amino acids. NCBI's taxonomy places the organism in Eukaryota, Metazoa, Arthropoda, Insecta, Lepidoptera, Tortricidae.
AACUUUCCCGAUUUCUAAAACAAUAGUGCCGUGUUAUUUAAUGGUUAUUUAUGAUUAUGACAGUUUUUGUGACAUGUUGCUAAUCGUGUAAUGAGUGUGUCAUGUGAGCGUGGAUUGCGGACUCGCGAAUUGCUACUGUUUAUCUUUUUAUGGUUAGGAACAAAUGUCACAAUGGACAGGUCGAUGCGAUGAGGUCGGCGCUGGCGCUGACGCUGCUCGUGAUGGCGACCGCGGCCGCUGCGCAACUGCCUCCUGCCGACGCACCCCUCAACGACACACGCUGCGGCACAGAGUGUGUGAGGUGCGCAGCGGACGGUUGCAUCAAAUGCGCCCGGCUGCUGGUCUGGCCGGGUGGCACUUGUGCGCAUUCCUGCCCCUCCGGCUCGCGCGAGGCCUGGGCACACGAUGACCACCUCAUGGGCCGCGUCUGCUACCCCGCCAAUACUUAUAAUGAGGUGUUAGUUGGCGGCGCGUGUGGUGUAAUUGUCUGCGUGCUGCUAGUAGUCGCCGGCGCGACGUACGCGCGUUGCCGGAGCGGCGCACGGGCGCGCUCGCAACCGCUGCCACAACCUGGGCUGGACGACGACACGCGGCUUAGAGAGUUCCACAAACAGCUGGACUGCUUGCGACCACACGCCUACACGUUGCUAGCGAUAUUAAAUCACACCCGGCACCAGGUCCGGGAACUUUACCAGCUGGGCAACACCGAUGCCGCAAUGGCUUACAGUUGCGUGAUGAGCGACCUGGCGAAGCUGCUUAUUUUGUUGAAUAAGCAGCAAGUGCCCGUGGUGCCUGAGGAAUGGCAACGGCUUGCCAGCUGGGCUGAAAGAAUAUUAAAACGCUACAGCCGCAACCCACUACCGCCGCAGUCGCAAGAGCAUCAACUAGUGAAUUUCCUCUCGCCCCCACCGAGCCAAAGCUCCGACUCUGAGAUCACUCAGCAGUCCUUCUCUACUUUUAAGCCCCCUUCAUACUCUCCAACGUCAUACGACAGCACUUUGGAUAAAGAAUUAGAGAGCCAAUGGGCGGACGUCCGGCCGCCUAGCUACUCGCAGAUAGAGAAAGAGAAAGAGACAAUAGUCCUCUCCGAUCCCUGGGAGAGGAGACCAAUUGUUAGAAGAGAGAGUGUGUGGCUCGAGGACGAGCUGUUUGAGAUGACAAGAAGACCACAGGACGAACUGACCACAGAACUAUAACAAAGAAUAGAAUAGGACUAAGUAGCAUUUCUUCAAGCA